CUCAGUACACGUGUGGCAGCCGCUUAGUAUUCACAGGUGUAGCUCCGCACAUCGGCGCGGUCAACCACAGAGGACUCGUAUUUUUGCUGGAUCGCGCAACGUUAUACCGAGGCUGAUUAAGGCUAAGCUUGGUCUUCAGUUAUAAACAUUACAAGUGGUUGUGCAGACUAGUCCAUCUCCUCAGGAAACCUCUCACAACGAAAUCAAGGGGUGCACCUCCGACCCAGGCCUCAACCCAGCAUGACCCCGAGAUAUGGCACGCGACAAAGAACACAGGACCAUGUCACAAAGUGGGGGCACACUUGAAGUCAGCAUAAUGCUCAGCGAGGGGAGGAGUGCCAGGUUCCUCCUACUGCUGGUUCUACUCUUGCAGCACGUGAGCGACACGCAGGCACAAGCCAACAGAUGUGACGCGCCCAUGGGCCUCCAGGACGGCACCAUCCCUGACGCCAACAUCACUUCCUCCGUGGCGGACAGCUUCCCUGAGCGGGUGCGGCUUGGAGGUGAUGGAGCAUGGUGCUUCACGGUGAGUUGGGGCGCCGCCAUAACCCUCACUGUGGACCUGGGCACGACGAGGCUGGUGUCAGGAGUGAUGGUGCAAGGACCGCCCGCCUCCCUCUACCCUGUCACCUACCACUACGCCAUUGGAUUCUGGAUUCUCAACAGUACAGUGGACGCCACGGGCCCUUGGGGCAUCUGCUGCGGAGACAACUUCUAUGCCAGGGAUGAAUAUGAGGAGGCAGAAGUCACUCAGGUGCAUCCGCUGAAAUCUCUGGUCCUGGCGCGAUAUCUCCGCCUGCAGUUUAGGACUGAUGUUCUCUCCAUCGGCAACGACACCAAAUGCCUUCGCCUGGAGAUACUUGGAUGUCCAGCAAACAUGGAGCCCGACAGUGGGGUAGGACUGACCACAGAGAGAAGUGGGUGGGUGGUGAUGUCGUGGCGACCGCCAGUGGUACAGCUGCCCCAAGUGAAUGGUUCCCUUGCGCCCUUUACCCUCACCACCACUGACUAUCAGGUGAGCAUAUCGAGGACUGGAGGCGGAGAGCCGAAGAUGCUGUGGGAGGCGAGCGUGAAGGCUUUGCGCUACGUGUUGCCAUUGCCAUUGUGGGGUGCCACGUACUCAGCGACGGUGGUGUGCGUGCAUCAGGGCCGCCAGAUUAGGUGUGGCGCUACCUCCCUCACCGCUGUACUCGAUUCCUGCGACACAUGCAUUAAGGAGGACGAAGUGAUGUUCCGGAGACCAACUGUGGUACGCGCUUGUGUGGCGCGAGACGGCGAGGUGGAACUCAUGUGGGCCAUGGAUACCCGUGGCUGGGUGACCCGCCGCCUCGACCUGCUGCUGCUCUCGCGGGACGGCACGCAGAUUGACCAGCGGAGCCUCACCAGCCAGGACACCCGUGGCCGCGUGACUGGAGUGACAGCCGGCAACUCGUACACUGUCAGCUUCUGUCCCAUGUCGGACUCCCAAAAACUGGCUGAAUUUUCUUACAACUUGCACAUAAUUUCAUGGGAGAACGUGGAAGGCACGACACAAACCACAGGUUAUGGCGCUUUCCUCGCUGACGUGAAUUUGUCCGCUGACGUGUUGUGGAAUGGAACACUCAAGCUCACCUGGAUGCCAGCCCAGGUGUGUGGAAUGGUAUCGGGGAGCGCAGCACAGCCCACGAUGGCUGCCGCGCCACAACCCAAGCAAACUACACAAGUAAUUCAAACCACACAGCUCACCCAGACCAUGGACACCUCCCCUGCAGGCGUUCCCCAAGCCGCAGACACCACCACCACGCGUGUUCCCCAAGCUACAAACACCACCUCCAUCACAGGCAUUCCCCAAGUCACGGACACUUCAGUCACUACAGCAAUGACUCAAGCCACCCAGACACCGCAAGGUACAAACAACAAUGCAAGUGCAACGACUGAAACUCCCUUCUUGACGACCGAUAUUUCGCCCUCAGAGGCAAUACUCACACCUCCGACGCGUCAACCCACCACCUUACCACAGCAAACACAGUCCGUGGUGCCUGACAUCCCGUUCCUGGCGCCUGGGUCUCCGGCCCUCACAACUGGUGCCCCUACACUUCCACCCAUGGGAGGCACCGUCAUGACUGCCAUCACUUACACCCUCAAUAUCACUUAUGGCAAUGAACAGGCGAGCGAGACGGUGCAGCAGGGCGAGGGCAGUGCGCCGGGCGAGCCGGUGAUGCGUAUGUUCAUGACACAGAUCAGCUUCCAAACACUCUAUACAGUCAGCAUUAUGUGUAGCUUCGGCAGCAUCUCCUUAGAGUGCGGCACAACGAGCACCUUUACAGAACUGCCUCUCCACAUUGUGCAAGUGGACGGGCAGGACGUGGUGCAUAUGGUGGCUGACGGCCGCGCAGGAUGGGCGCAACAAGAGGCGAGGUGCAGGAGAGGAGAUGGCAACUUGGUUUCCUUGUCCACACGGGAGGAGGAAGCUCUGCUUGUGAGAUCCCUGACUAGAGACCCCAGCCAACAACUCAGCAAUUUCUGGCUAGGACUGAACCUGUGCCAGACCUACACAGGAAGAAGGUGGAGCGACGGGUCUGUGUGGAGAGACAUCUGGAGAGUGUAUAACCCCAACAGCCAGCUGUCCAGUACCACGUGUUGCAUCAAGGCAGCCUGGAACGUGAACCAGUAUAGCUGGGUUGGGGAAGCGUGCGACGCCCUUCUCCUUGCCAUCUGCGAAUACCGACCAAAUGGUCUGAUGGGGAGAGUGACAUUGCUGGAGCGAGCUGCAGCCAACACCACCCAGGCAGGGGUCACAUGGACCUAUGAACCCAACUUUUGGAUGCCUACCUCUUUCACUGUCUCCUAUUGUCUCUUUAGAAAGCUUGAGAACAUCACAGACUCUGGAAAUGCUUCUGACACGUGCCUGACAGCUGACCUAGACGUGGAGGCAAGAGAGCAUCAACGGGAUGACUUGGAGCCUUUCACAGAGUACCAAGUAACUGUGGCACCUUCCUUUACACUACUCAACUACACCAGUGGGGCAAGCGUCACCUACGUCCGCACCUUUCCUGAGAAUCCCUUGCUGGUGAAGGUGGACAGCACAGGAUUCGUCAAUAUAAUGUUUGCCAUCAAGGUGUCAGAAUUUGGUGGUGAAGAAGAAGUGAGUGUGAGACUGGCCAGCACCGACCCUUAUUCUGUCGUGGCACAGAGAAGAGUGCCUGCCUCAGGUGUGCGCUUUGGUGGCAUCCAGUUGGGUGUCAACUAUACUGUUAGUGUGCGGGAGGUAAACCCUUUGAGGCGCAGGGAGACGCUCACACUGCUGGCAUACCCUCCAUGUGCAUGUGAGGGAUGUCAAGUUGAUGUGUCAUGCUACAUGACCACGAAGGCACCAGCAAACGCUGAGCAGGCCGUGAGGGAUUGCCAGCAGCAGGGAGCAUCCAUGGUCACCAUCAACUUGCCCAAAGAGAUACAGCAAGUGUUACAAAUGGCCAUGGAUGUUGGAGACGACCUGUGGGUGCAGCCUUCAUCUGCCAGGAUCCGGGCUGCAGGAGACUCAUUUACAGGAAUGACAAUAGAUAACAUACAGUGGAUUGAGACAAAGACAAACGAGUCUCAGGAAUCCUCAGACUGCCUGGUGGUGUCUCGAGAAGCACGAGGAGUGGUGCAAGAGGACUGCACCAUAGUCCACCUUGCAGCCUGCAGCUACAGAGCUUUUGUUGCACAACCCUUCGUCAAUAUCAACACGGAGGUGGGGCCCACUUCAGUGUCAGUGACAUGGAAUGCCAGUGCCUCUGGCUGGCUGACACAGCAGAUCUCUGUCAUAUAUAAGAAGACAGCUGAGCGCAACCUCAGGUGGAUGGCUGCCACUUCACAGCCAGUGGUGAUUAACGACCUGGAGCCAGACAUGGGCUACACCCUGGUGCUGGAGGCAGAUCUGGGCAGCAACGUCCUGGUCACUUCAAAGGAGUUCAAAAUAUUCACCACCAAUGACACCACAGGAAAACUUGUCUCUCCACUGAUUUUGGGUAUGUCACCAAUGCUGCAGUACCAAGCACUGCAGCUGGUGUGCAGCUCCCUCCUGGUGGUUGCUUGCAUCAUUACCAUGCUCUUCUUCUUCGCUACAGGGAUGUUCUACCAGGACUGCGUGGCUCAACUGGGAUUCGAAUCAGCGCUGAUGGUAGCCUAUCUUGUGCUAAUGAUUGUCUAUCCAACAUCAGCGCAGACAAACAAUAAGACUGCCUGUAUUGGGAUAGCAGUGGCUCUUCACUUCCUCUUCUUGUGCGCCUUCACAUUCCUGAUGUUGGAAGCACUCACACUCGCCCACCUGCUGGUUAUCUACAUCAAGAGUCCAUUCCAGAGAUCAAACUGGGUGAUGGUGGUGGUAGGUCUAUUGCUGCCCCUUCUGGUGGUGGCCUUCACUGCAGGAUUUGGUUCCCAACAGUACCCUGAUUUUAGUGUUGGAAACUGUUGGGUCAACCCUAAUGGGAACGCAAUGUGGGGGGAAGUAGUACCUAUCGGCAUCCUGGUGGCAGCCACUGUCUUCCUGCUGGGCAAUACCUUCUUCACACAACAGAUGCCACCUGAGCUGGCUGAGGAGGAGCACCGUGGCAGACAAAGCGACAGCCACAAGCUGCGGUGGGUGGUGCUUGCCCUGUGUGUGGAGCUGCUGGUGGCUUGGGCCUCUGGGGUGGCCGCCAACCAGUCAGGUGACCAGGGGAUCUAUGUAUUUUUCUGUGUCAUGACCCUGGUGCUCGCCAUCACCAUUGCAGGUGCCAGGACCUCUUUUGAUGACACAUUCCGCAGCAAGAUGCAUCGCCUGUGUUGUGGGACAGAGCUUACAUACAAACGCAGUGAGAUUCUGAGCAUCAGUGCACGCUCCCGCAUCACUCCAACACACAAGCCAGAGGACGUGUCCAGCACCAGCAUUACUACUGGCAGCAGCAGGUACACUACCAGUGAGGAGAGGACAAGCCAGGUCACCACAUCACCAACUACCUCCUUGCCCAACACACCCUCUGAGGAGCAGCAGGAGCAAAGAGUCCUCAUGAAGCGCACCUACAACUUUACUGAUGAAGACACCAAUGAAAACUAG
Molecule: messenger RNA, 5056 nt
Organism: Scylla paramamosain (green mud crab)
Lineage: Eukaryota; Metazoa; Arthropoda; Malacostraca; Decapoda; Portunidae
Exons: 30
Coding region: 254-5056 (1600 amino acids)
Biological process (GO): adenylate cyclase-activating G protein-coupled receptor signaling pathway; cell surface receptor signaling pathway
Cellular component (GO): plasma membrane
Molecular function (GO): G protein-coupled receptor activity; protein binding
Source: RefSeq, a predicted model, not a curated record